Lepisosteus oculatus (spotted gar) is the source of this 1651-nucleotide messenger RNA. RefSeq names its product Fas apoptotic inhibitory molecule 2b (gene faim2b). Lineage: Eukaryota; Metazoa; Chordata; Actinopteri; Semionotiformes; Lepisosteidae. Gene Ontology annotation, biological process: negative regulation of apoptotic signaling pathway. Gene Ontology annotation, cellular component: endoplasmic reticulum; Golgi apparatus. The record is from RefSeq and is a predicted model, not a curated record.
GUUGCUAGAAUGUCCUUUUUAGCACAGGGGAGGGGGGAAGAGAGAGAGAACGAGACUCGCUGGCGUUGGAUUAGCCUGUUAGCGCUGUAUUACAGGGUCACUUUAAUCUCCGCAACAACAGCAGCAGCACGUUUGCAAGCCCGACGAGCCAGAUCUCUCCGCAAGACGCAGUUUCUCUCCGGUUCUUGCGUCGCUGCCCGUUCGCCCGGGUCCGAGGACAGGAGGAGAGGGAGCACAAGAAGAGGCUUAAUCACCCUCUUGGAAGUAAACACCGCUGAGAAGCCGCAGAGGAGACAGGCAGGCACGCAGGCACUGUGACCAUGACCCAGGGGAAGAUCUCGGUGACAAACAAGCCAGCCAAUGGGACAGAGGGAGGAGGGGCUGUGCCCACAGCCCCACCCAGCUAUGAGGAGGCAACAGCAGGAGACAACAAGACCGGGGUGUCGCCCCCACCCCCUCCCAGCGUCCCCCUGCACCCCAGCUGGGCUUACGUGGAUCCCAACUCCAGCCCUAGCUACAGCAGCGGCGGUUACCAUGGUGACGGCGAGAUGCUCACUGAGUUCAGCUGGGACGACAAGAACAUCCGCCGCAUUUUCAUCCGGAAGGUCUACACGAUCCUGAUGAUCCAGCUGCUGAUCACCGUGGCCAUCGUCGCCCUCUUCACCUUCUGUGAGCCAGUGAGGAUCUAUAUUCAGUCCAACCCCGGCUGGUACUGGGCUUCCUACGCAGUGUUCCUUGUCACCUACCUGACCCUGUCUUGCUGCCCGGGACCCAGGAGACAGUUUCCCUGGAAUCUGAUCCUGCUGGCUGUCUUUACUCUCAGCAUGGCCAGCAUGAUGGCCUUCGUGUCCAGCUACUACAACACCAAAUCGGUGAUACUGUGCCUGGGUAUCACUGCCCUGGUCUGUCUGUCUGUAACCAUCUUCAGCUUCCAGACCAAGUUUGACUUCACCUCGUGUCAGGGCGUGCUUUUUGUCCUGGUGAUGGUGCUCUUCUUCAGCAGCAUCAUCCUCUCCAUUGUCCUCCCCUUUGGAUAUGUGCCCUGGCUGCAUGGGCUCUACGCUGUGCUGGGAGCCAUACUCUUCACAAUGUUCUUGGCAUUUGACACCCAGCUGCUGAUGGGAAACCGGCGCUAUGCUAUGAGCCCUGAGGAGUACAUAUUUGGGACGCUCAACAUUUACCUGGACAUCAUCUAUAUCUUCAGCUUCUUUUUGCAGCUGUUUGGCUCUCAAAGGGAGUGAUCCUCCUGUCUGCUCCAUCGUCUCCCGCUGGCUGAUCUUAGGGAUCCAUGAUACCCCCAGAUCCUAGGCUUGCCUGCAUCUAAAGCACCCCUGGCCUGUGUUUGUAAAAGCUUCCUAUCUGCUUAGAUGUAGUGUCACACUGGCGUAUAUUUCCAUCUGUAUUUUUUUUAAAAGUAGCUUUGAAGUAAUUACAGUAAUGGACCGUACAACCGAUUUUUAUGUUAAUUUUUCUUCGGGAUUGCGUAAAAAAUAAUCUGUAACUUCAAUUGCCAAUUCUUAGCCAAGCAAAGGGAACAGCUCAGUUGACCAAACGUUUUGACUUCUGUCUUCCUUCGGGAUCAACCUGAGGAAAACCCUUUGCCAGUUCAAUCAACAAAUGUAGGCAGAAAUAAAUAAUCCAUCGGCACAUU